AUGGUCCUAAAGGUCGAUUUAGCAAAGGCUUAUGAUAGAAUCAGGUGGGGGUUCGUACGAGAUACUCUAGUUGCGGCAGGGGCUCCUGAUAAGUUUGUAGAGUUGACGAUGGCGUGCAUCUCCUCGGCAUCAAUGCAGAUUCAGUGGAAUGGGGGCCUCACUGAGAGCUUCCAACCAUCUAGAGGUUUGAGACAGGGUUUCCCGCUCUCCCCGUACAUCUUCACACUGUGCAUGGAAAGACUGAGACAUAUCAUUGCUGACGCAGUCCGGGCAGGAAGAUGGAAACCGAUAAAGUUAUCGCAGGAUGGACCGACCCUCUCGCACUUGUUCUUCGCGGACGAUCUGAUUCUGUUUGGCGAAGCGACAAGAGCUCAGGUACAGGAGAUUAACGCUUGCUUUGAAAAGUUUGGAGGGUCAUCGGGUCAGCAGAUUAGCAGACUGAAAUCCCGGGUUUUUUUCUCGGCCAACACUACAGCCGAUUGCCAGCAGAGCUUGAGCCAUGAGCUCCAGAUUCCAGUGACUUCGAACUUAGGGAGGUAUUUGGGGGUGCCGGUAAUCCAUGACAGGGUCUCAAAAUAUACCUUCCUGAACCUCAUUGAUCGGAUAGACAAGCGACUGGCAGGCUGGAAGGCGUCCACACUGUCCCUAGCUGGCGUAUAA
This is a messenger RNA of Linum trigynum, 660 nucleotides long. The record is from the annotation of a GenBank genome assembly. NCBI's taxonomy places the organism in Eukaryota, Viridiplantae, Streptophyta, Magnoliopsida, Malpighiales, Linaceae.